Gastrolobium bilobum is the source of this 1261-nucleotide messenger RNA. RefSeq lists its product as uncharacterized. The transcript has 2 exons. The record is from RefSeq and is a predicted model, not a curated record. Bases 46 to 972 code for a protein of 308 amino acids. Lineage: Eukaryota; Viridiplantae; Streptophyta; Magnoliopsida; Fabales; Fabaceae.
ACUCUCUCAUCACUUCAUCCUUCUCAACAAGUAACUCUAAAUAACAUGGAAGCUUGUUUUCUCACUCAAAAUUCCUUCAACAAAUCCACAGAUCAACUCAUUCCCACAAUCAGAGCUGGCUCUCUAGCAUACUCCAAGUUCAAGAGAUCUUCUCAACAAUUCCACUGCAGAAAAGUUGGAAUUCCAUUUCCCACAUCAUGCUGCCACUUGUCAGCAUCAUCACCGUUGGAUGAUGACAAACCUACCAUCAAUGCUGAUUGGCGAUCCUUCCGUGCAAAACUAGUGGCUGGAGAGCAAUUGAUAAAGCCUGAGGAGCCUUCUUCUUCAGUGAAUGAUCCAGAUACUGUUGUGGAUCAGCCUCCACUCAUCACUGUUGGUGAUAAAUGGGCCCAUAUAAUCCAUGAGCCUGAAAGGGGUUGUUUACUCAUUGCAUCCGAAAAGCUUGAUGGGGUCCAUAUUUUUGAACGGACGGUGAUCCUUCUUCUAUCAACUGGGCCGUUAGGCCCAUCAGGGAUCAUCCUCAAUCGACCAUCCUUAAUGUCCAUCAAGGAGACAAGAUCAACGGCUUUGGAUGUGGAAGGCACGUUUUCUAAUAGUCCAUUGUUCUUUGGGGGACCCUUGGAGGAAGCGUUGUUUUUGGUGAGUCCAAAAGAUGGUGAGGGUGAUGGUGAUGGUGAUGGGGUGGGGAAGAGUGGGGUUUUUGAGGAAGUGAUGAAAGGGUUGUAUUAUGGAACAAAGGAAAGUGUGGGUUGUGCUGCUGAAAUGGUUAAGAGGAAUGUGGUUGGGCUUGGAGAUUUUAGGUUCUUUGAUGGGUACUGUGGGUGGGAGAAAGAGCAAUUGAAAGAUGAAAUCAGAGCUGGUUAUUGGACUGUAGCUGCUUGCAGCCCAAGUGUAGUUGGGCUGCAGAGUGUUGGAAUUGUUGGGCUGUGGGAUGAAGUUCUUGGACUUAUGGGCAGAAGGAAGGUCAAGUGAGGCAUAAUAAUAUAAGAGCUGAUGCAUGAACAAGCAAACUUGUUUUGAUGGUUCUCACACUUUGCAAUUGCAGGCAUGAGAAACAGAAUUGUCUGAUUCAAUUGAAUUAUUACAAGAAGAUGAUUAACCUUGUAAAUUAUAAUAUUUUUCCUAAUUUGUGUAUUUAGUUGUUUAAUGGAUUUAAGAUGUUCACGUUGAAAAUGUCUAUUCCUAAAUGUGAGAUAUAUACGAGACAUGAAAUUAUGCAUAGAAAAAAGAGCAAAUGAUGCACCCGAUAAAAAAAGCACUA